This is a messenger RNA of Durio zibethinus, 1259 nucleotides long. Its product is annotated as bidirectional sugar transporter SWEET10-like. Gene Ontology annotation, biological process: carbohydrate transport. Gene Ontology annotation, molecular function: sugar transmembrane transporter activity. The record is from RefSeq and is a predicted model, not a curated record. Gene Ontology annotation, cellular component: membrane. Lineage: Eukaryota; Viridiplantae; Streptophyta; Magnoliopsida; Malvales; Malvaceae.
ACUUAUAAAUAUCAACGGCGAGAAUGCUUCACAGAUGUGAGAUUGAAAGCCUCACUUGGCAACAACACCACACUUCUUCUGAGGGAGAGAUUGAGAGAGAAAGAGAAGGAUUUACUAGCUGCAUACAUCUAACUGCAAUAGAAAUGGCUCUUCACCAGUCUUGGGCCUUUGUUUUUGGCAUUUUAGGCAACGUCGUUUCAUUUUUGGUUUCCAUUGCUCCCCUGCCAACUUUUUACCAAAUAUACAAGAAGAAAACAUCCGAAGGGUUUCAAUCAAUUCCCUACGUCGUUUCGCUCUUCAGUGCCAUGCUUUGGAUUUACUAUGCGCUCCUUAAAAAAGAUGCUAUGCUUCUCAUUACCAUCAACACUUUCUGCUGUUUCAUUCAGAGUUUUUACAUUAUUACUUACUUGUACUAUGGUCCAAAGAAGGAAAAGGUCAUGACUGUGAAGUUUAUUCUUCUGUUCAAUGUUUUUGGGUUCGGAGUAAUCUUUCUCUCAACUUUCUUUCUACAUAACCCCUCCAUCCGUCUUCAUAUUCUUGGAUACAUUUGCAUGGCAUUCGGUUUGGGUGUGUUCGCUGCACCUCUUGCCAUUGUGAGAAAAGUCAUAAAAACUAAGAGCGUGGAGUACAUGCCAUUUACUUUAUCAGUGUUCCUCACCUUAGCAGCAGUGAUGUGGUUCUUCUAUGGCUUUAUGUUAAAUGAUAAGAAUAUUGCUGUUCCAAAUGUAGUUGGAUUUAUUUUUGGAAUUCUUCAAAUGAUACUUUAUGCAAUCUACAAGAACCACCCCAAAGUGGAAGAUCCAAAGGUUCAACAACCAGAGCAUAUAAUUGAUGUUGUCAAACUAGGCACGGUGGUUUGCUCAGAAGUGAAUGCUGUGGCUCCUCUCCCAAACCACACAAAUAACAACAAUAACAAUGGAGGAUUUGCUGAAACAGAAACUAUUAAAGAAAACACUACGGAUGCUUCCAACAAAGUUUAAACGCUACAUACAUGAAAAAGCUCAAAUUAAUUUAAGUGGCUGAUCGAGGUGCCACGAAAUGAGAUCCACUUUAGUAUGUCUAAGCUUGUAAUUUAAUUUGCAUAACAAAUUUGGCUAAAGUCACGCAAAAUAAAUUUUUAGCUCUCUUUUAUUUUUGCUCUUUGAUUUUAUAUUAAAUUAAUGUCUAAUGUCUCUAUCUCAUCAAAGUCUAAUGUCGUUCAAUUCUCUGUCCCCCAGGCAACGUCAUGAAAUCUUUUCCUCUCCGUCUCUCUCAAAUCU